GGGAAUCCUUCUGCCAGUGUUCACCUGUUUCUCAAAGUAAAAUCUGAAGAACAUGGAGUUGAAGUUUAUCCUAUUUGCCGCUCUGCUCAGUCAUGCUGCUGUGGGUACACAGUCCGCCGCAAAUCCCAAAGCCAAUGCAAAAACGAAGAAGCUGUUGACGGCUUUGAGCAAACUUGGAGACAGGAUCCUCUCCGGAGCCUUCGGCGGUUACAACCUCUUCGUUCAUGAGGUCGGUUUCUCCAUGGAUCAAGCAAAUGGAAUCCAUAAAUUGACUAAUAAGUUCCCCGCUGUCUAUGGAAUCGACUGUUCGCCAGGUUGGGAGACCACUGAAGAAGGUCAUGAAACCGACAUCCUCGAUUGUUUUAACUCUCAGAUUGUAGAUUAUGCUAAAAAGGGAGGUAUCAUUACUGCCAGCCACCACUUCCCGAACCCUGUGUUUCCAGGCAACAGAGUACCCGGAAAUCAAAUAAGUAACAAAAACUUUUCCGAAAUUCUCCAGGACGGAACACCGGCGAGAAACAGGUGGUUAAAAAUGAUGGGAAAGAUUGCUGAAGGUUUUCAACGGUACAAGGACGAGGGGAUCACCAUCUUAUACCGUCCCUUCCACGAGAUGAACGGAGGCUGGUUCUGGUGGGGAAAAAUAGAUGACGAAAGCCAAAAUGAUGAAAGACAUCGCCUCUUCAAGCUCCUCUGGCAGGAUCUCUUCAACUUCAUGAAAAAUAAAGGACUGGAUAACCUACUUUGGGUCUACUCUCCCGGAGCUUUUAGUGGUUCCUAUACCGCCUUCUACCCAGGAGAUAACUUCGUCGACAUAGUUGGCUUAGACUGGUACACUGAUAACGGUGUUACUAAAUGUGAAGGUUACGAUGAGCUGACUCGCCUAGGAAAGCCUUUCGCAUUUGCAGAAGUCGGACCAGCAGGGGACAGUCAUGGGAAGCUCGAUUUUGGAUGGUUUGUCGAAACAAUGAUAUCUCACUACCCGAAGGCUGUAUACUUCAUGCCUUGGAAUGGCAUAACUGGUCCCAUCCAGAACAAAAACGCCUGGGGAGCUUAUAAUAAUCCUAAAGUGAUCAACAUGGGGGAACUAAGAGUGUGAGACGUUUUUCUGUAAUAUCAUAUAUUUUUCUAUAAUAAAGCUCUUAUUCCAUUAGAGUGGUCAAUUAUUAACGGAUGCCUUCGUUGGUCUUGAGGUAGUUCCUUUCUUUUCCUAUACAAAUGAUUAUUUCUUUAUUGAAAUCUACUAUAAAUUCUUAAUAUCAGAUACGAUUCAAUAAACCAUGGCCUAACUAAAUAUGUAUUUACUAUAAAAUAAUAAAUUUGUGAGGUGAAAUUUAAAUUCAAGGAAUAAAACUUGCAUACUAUUAGAAUUGUUACUGGAAAAAAUCUAUAUGCAUUCGCAGCACACCUUUCGAAAUAUAUCAAGGGACAAGUUGAGCACUAAACAUUUUGAACCUUGGUUUGUAUGUACUUUUUUUUUUGUCGCAUUUCUCUCUAUAUUUUUUCUGUUAUUCAUAGGGUUGUACAAUGCUAAUAAUAAUGUUUAAUAAUAGUUUAUAAAAUAAUUGUAUAAGUUUAAAAAUGAAAUGUAACAAAAUCAUUUUGCAAUAUAAUGUUCAAUAAAAUGUGCAUUAAAUAAAUUGGUAUAAUAUUACAAUUAAAUUCUAAACUAAGAGAAUAGAAUAAAAAAAAAAAAAAAAAAAAAAAAUUAUAUAUAUUAUUAUUUUAAAGUUGAUACCAACAUGACUGAUAACUGAUAACUAAGAAUUUUGAUUAAAAAAAAUUAUUAUCCUCUGAAAUGAAAUUACUAAUUAAUUAUAGUCUGUUUCGAGGAGGUUACGAAUUUGACAAUUUAUAUUUUCCCUACCAAGCCAUAAUAUUUACGCCAUUAUUAAGAUUUUUCUAGGAUUAAGUAAAGAUUUUACAUCUCAGGUUAUACAUUCAUCAUAACUUGUUCCCAGAAAGAUUUCCAAUAGUUACUAUCCUCAAAGCUACAAGGACUCAUAAUAACAUCCACUUAUUUCUUUACAUAGUAAACUAAUACUGAUGAGAUCAUUGGAUUGGUACCGUAGAAUAGUGUUGUAAAAAAAAAAAAAAAUAUAUAUAUAUAUAUAUAUGUGUGUGUUGUGUGUGUGUUCUGCAUGUGUACCAUAUAUAUUACGGUACCUAAUAAUUUACUCAAAAGACUUUUUACAAAAAAAGCCGAUUACAUUUAUAUUUUGGUUUACUAAUGUUUCUUAUUUAGUAUAAUCACCAACUAAAACGAAGGGCCAUUUAAUGCUAUUCAAAUUAACCUGCUAUUAAAAUAUAAUGAUGUAUUUUUUAAAUUACAAAUAGUACGGAAGCGAAAUUUAUUUUUAUAAUUAUAAAAUAAGUUCACUGGUAAUUGAUGAAUUUAAUUGACGAGUAAUACAAAAGUCUGGUUACAAUGAAAGCAACUCCUCUGAGAGUUGAUGGAAAUUAAAAUCCUUUCUUGGCCUCUCCAGAGCUGGGAUUCCUCUCUUGUAAAUUAGGCUUCAUCUUUAUAACCUCUAUUAACUCCAAUGCUCCUUUCAUUAACGAUAUAAUCAUAGCAGAAGAAUGAUUCCCUUUCGGUUCUCUCAAUAAAGCAUUUCUUGUAUAAUUUACAUCUAUUUAUUUUACAGGGUCUGCAUGCAUACCCAUCCUGUGAACUAUUCACAUAAACUGCUUGAAAUAAUUAUUGAAUAUUUAGUUUGAGAGCCCGUGAGAAAAAUGACAGUAUCCGAUGAAAAUAUAAAAGUACAGAGAAAGUAGAGGAUCGAAGUGGAAUAUUUAUUGCGAAAAAUGAGGAAAUUUUGUUUAUUUUUUCAACGUGUAUAUAUGGGUGUAAAAAACCAAAUUACUAACGCGAACCACCAAGGAAAAACUUUUUAAAGCAAAGAAAGCCAUAUUUUAUCAAAUUUUUUUUCCUAUAACCUCUAAACGGUACAUCGAAGUAGGAAAAGCUUUAAGAAAUUAAAGAACGUUAAAUUGGGCGUCGAAUAAAUGCAUAAAUAAGAACUUGGUUAGGUGGAAUGGUUGAUAACCACGGUCAACCAGCCUGAUUUUUAUUCAAAUUAGUCUAAAACUGAUACAAACUACAAUAAAUGGCGUCGGCUUGGAAAUGUUUCUCUAAAAACAAAACUCAUAGAAUAAAAGUUGUAGAGCAUCGAAUUCCGCGGACUUUCGGAGUAAUUCUCUAAUGUUUUUUCCUUCCCCAAAUUAAAUACCUUUCUCAUCAACAUUAUUAUCCACAACUCUUUUAUUUCUAAUCCCUUUCCAAAUAAAGCAAAAUCAGGUUCUGAUCAUCUAUCUGAUGACUAAAGGAAGUACUUAAAUAAAACGGAGAUACGUUUUUCAAAAAUGAGGAUGUACUCUUCAAUUUCUCGCACAUUCGUAAAAGGAAUAUAAAUAGAUUCCGUUGUUUUAGGAAACAAAUCAUUCCGAAAUUUAAACGGGCACAACAUUCAAUAUCUUGUAAUGGUGAUUCCAUUUUCUUCUUCGUGGUAGUUUCCAAAAUUUUAUUUAUUUAAUAAAGGUUUGAUAUUCGUCACACCUCUACAGGUUUGAAAUGAAACCUGAGUUUUUUAUGUUUUAUGUAUAUAUAUAUACAUAUUUUAUCUAUGUAUAUGUAAUUUUAUACUUGCAUCGCAAUAGAAUUUUUGUUUAAAAUGUUCUAUAUUUGAAUUCCUUAUAUUACCAUGGGGCAAAUAGCUAGUUACUUUACAUUCACCUCAUAAAUAAUGCAAAAAUACACACAUGUGUUCUUGAACAUUUGUCAUCCACUGAGAACAACUGUAUUUAUUGCUAUAUAAAGCGCUGAGGGUUACCCUGUUGUCAGCAUUCUACUGUUUUUCCUAAGGACAGUCUGAAUAAAAUGACGAUAAAGUACUUACUAUUCGGUGUUCUGCUGUGUCAUGCGGCUAUGAGCGUCCAGUCCACAGCUAACGCUGGAGCCAACGCAAAAACAAAGCAGCUAUUGUCAACUCUGGGAAAUCUAGGAGGUAAGGUUCUUUCUGGAGUUUUUGGUGGCUACAACAACCACGGUGGUGAAAUCGGAUUCUCCUUGGACCAAGCUGUCCUUAUCAAGGAAUUGACCAGUAAGUCACCGGCCGUCUAUGGGAUCGACUGUUCCCCUGGCUGGCUGACCGCUCCUGCCAACCAUGAGGCCGACAUCAUAGAAUGCAUGCACCCUCAGGCAGUAGAAUAUGCCAACAAGGGCGGUUUCAUCACAGUCAGUCACCACUUGCCAAACCCCCAGUUUGCAGGAAACAACGCAAACGGAGAAGGAGCCUUCAAGACCGAAAUUAGCAACAGCGACUACGCAGCCAUUCUCCAGAACGGAACUCCCCAAAGGACGAGGUGGUUGAACAUGUUGGAAAAGAUCGCUAAAGGUCUUCAAGGCUACAAGGACCGCGGAAUCACCGUACUCUACCGUCCACUCCACGAGAUGAACGGAGACUGGUUUUGGUGGGGAGCAUUGAAAGAUCAAAACCAAAACGGAGAGAGGCAGCGUCUCUUUAAGCUUCUGUGGCAGGAUCUGUUCAACUUCAUGCAGAAGAAGGGACUAGACAACCUCCUUUGGAUCUUUUCCCCCGAUCACGGCAGAUCUCACAAGACAGGUUACUACCCAGGUGAUAACUAUGUCGACAUCGUUGGCUUGGACUGCUACACCGAUGACCCCACAAAAAUUAACGGCUAUGAUGAGAUGACCGGCCUCGGUAAACCUUUCGCCCUCGCCGAAGUGGGACCUAGUACAGCCAAUGGUCAGUUCGAUUACGAUUGGUUCGUGAAAUCAAUUGUAUCUCUCUACCCGAAGACUAUUUACUUCAUGCCAUGGAAUGCUGAAUGGAGUCCUGCUAAGAACAAGAACCCAUGGGGUGCUUACAAUAACGCCAAAGUGCUAAAUCUGGGAGACUUACGCAUCUAAACUUCUGCGAUUGAAGAAAGUAUAAAUUGUACAUUUAAUUGAAAUAAAUCUACCAACUUAUACCAAUUAUGAAAUUAAAUUAAUCAUUAA
Messenger RNA from Nezara viridula (southern green stink bug), 5017 nucleotides. Lineage: Eukaryota; Metazoa; Arthropoda; Insecta; Hemiptera; Pentatomidae. The record is from the annotation of a GenBank genome assembly.